This is a messenger RNA of Condylostylus longicornis, 462 nucleotides long. RefSeq lists its product as uncharacterized. The record is from RefSeq and is a predicted model, not a curated record. Bases 103 to 285 code for a protein of 60 amino acids. The transcript is spliced from 2 exons. NCBI's taxonomy places the organism in Eukaryota, Metazoa, Arthropoda, Insecta, Diptera, Dolichopodidae.
UUUUUUACAUGAUUUUUUUUUUGUUCUGCAGCAAAUCAAAAGUUUUUUUAGUAUAAGUAAAUUUUUAUUAAAAAUUUUUGAAAUUAUUCUUUUAUCUCCCGAAUGCCUUUAGGAAAGUUUGGUAAAAUUGCAAUAGGUUGGUCAGUAAUUACCUUUGCUGGGAUAUAUGCUUUUGUACUAUCGAAGAAUUCUAUAGAACAGCGGCGUAUUGAGAGUAUGAAAGUUAGAGAUCGUAUGAGAAAAUCAAACUACGGAGAUUACGAACAAAGUGAAAGAAAGUUUUAAAUAAAGUACAAUAUAUAAAAUUUAAUUUUAAAUUGAAAUGGCGCAACAAAUUAGUUUGGCCGACCAGGCAAAAUUGCAAGAAAUGGAGAUUGAAAUGAUGGCUGAUCUAUACAGUAGAAUGACAAAUGCAUGUCACAAGAAAUGUAUACCACCAAAAUAUAAUGAAGCAGAAUUAGG